Messenger RNA from Ipomoea triloba (trilobed morning glory), 3594 nucleotides. RefSeq lists its product as uncharacterized. The record is from RefSeq and is a predicted model, not a curated record. Gene Ontology annotation, molecular function: DNA helicase activity. Gene Ontology annotation, biological process: DNA repair; telomere maintenance. The coding region runs from base 1 to 3594 and encodes 1197 amino acids. The transcript has 8 exons. Lineage: Eukaryota; Viridiplantae; Streptophyta; Magnoliopsida; Solanales; Convolvulaceae.
AUGGGAGGAAAGAUUGAUAGAACAGUCAAUGUUGGCACAAGCCCGCCUGUAUUUAGAUUGCAUGGUCAAAACUUCCAUUUAAUGGGGAGUUUGCUGCCACAACAAGGAGAACGGCCGAAAUUUGCGCAGUUGUAUAUUUACGACACUAAGAAUGAAGAUUCCAAUCGAUUGAAUGCAGUCGGGGACAAUGAUACUACCAACAGAUUGCAUCUUGAUAUUGUUCAAAAUAUUAAAGAUGCUUUGGAUGAAAACAAUGCAUUCGUGAAGUCAUUUCGCAAUGCAAGUCAGCAUAUUGAGAAAGAUCCUACAGCAGAGAUCAAAAUCAAAUUGAUAGGCAAGAGAUCAAAAGAUGCUAGGACAUAUAACUUGCCUCAAGUUCAAGAAGUUGCCGCUUUGAUUGUUGGUGAUAUAGAUCCAGAUAUGGGACAGCGCGAUAUUUUGGUGGAAACUAAUUCAGGCCAUCUACAAAGAAUUAGUGAAUUGAAUCCUGCAGAAGAUAUCCCGUUUGCGGACAUUCUUGAUCGGGCAUCCACCGCAAGAAAUCGUGUAUCUCCACGUGAGUAUUUCUCUUUCCGUUUGCAAGAUAGGUUUGAGCACACAUCAACAUUAUUGUAUGCAAGGAGGUUGUUGCAACAAUAUAUUGUUGAUGCUUAUACCAUGAUAGAGUCUGGCCGUUUGCUCUACAUUAGGACACACCAAAAAUCUUUGAGGUGUGAAUCUUAUAAGCGCUUAACUGAUGCAUUGACUAAUGGAGAAGUAGAUCCUACUGCUCAAGGAAAGAGGAUAAUCUUGCCAUCUACCUUUACCGGAGGAGCCAGAUAUAUGAUUCAAAACUACCAAGAUGCAAUGGCUAUUUGCAAAGCCAUGGGUUAUCCUAGCCUCUUUAUUACUUUUACAUGUAAUCCGAAGUGGCCCGAGCUAGAGAGGUUUUUAAAAGCACGCAAUUUAAAGGCGGAAGAUAGGCCAGAUAUCAUAUGCCGAGUUUUCAAAAUGAAGCUAAACGCUCUUAUUUCAGAGAUUCGGAAGAAUAACAUUUUUGGAGUUGUUACAGCAGUCAUUUAUACUAUUGAAUUUCAGAAGAGGGGGUUGCCGCAUGCGCAUAUUUUGGUAUUCUUGACAAAGAAUGACUCUCCUAAAACCCCAAAAGAUAUAGACAUGUGGAUAUCUGCUGAGAUUCCAAAUGAGAUUUGUGAUCCUGAGUACUACAAAGCCGUUCAAGAAUUCAUGAUGCAUGGUCCUUGUGGUUCAUGUAGGAAGAAUUCACCUUGCAUGAUAAAUGGUCGUUGUUCUAAGUUCUUUCCAAAGAAAUAUGUUACAACUUCAGUCUUGGAUCGUGAUGGAUAUCCAAUUUAUCGGAGGCGUGACAAUGGCCGCACAAUAAACAAGAAUGGGAUCAACUUGGACAACAGAUAUGUUGUGCCUCACAAUAGGUACUUAUUGAUGAAAUACAAGGCGCACAUUAAUGUUGAAUGGUGCAAUCAGUCAAGAUCAAUUAAGUACUUAUUCAAGUACGUCAACAAGGGGAAUGAUCGAGUAACUGCUGAGUUCUACAAUAGUACAGUUGACGAAUCAACUGGGAAAGAAAUUGAUGAAAUCAAGAUGUACUAUGAUUGUAGAUAUAUAUCACCGUGUGAGGCUGCCUGGAGGAUCUUUUCCUUUGAGAUACAAUUCCGAAAUCCUUCAGUUGAACGCUUAAGUUUCCACUUACCAGAUGAGCAAUCUAUUAUAUUCGAUGAUGGUGAUAAUGUGGAUAGUGUCAUUAAUCGUCCGACAGUGUCUCAAAGUAUGUUCACUGCAUGGUUUGCCGCUAACUUGAAAUUUGAGGAAGCUAGGCAGUUAACGUAUGCUGAAAUGCCUAGGAAAUUUGUGUGGAAGAAAGACAAAAGAGAAUGGCAACCUAGACAAAGAAAUUUUGCAAUUGGAAGGAUUUUCUAUGUGCCACCAAAAUGCGGUGAAUUAUUUUAUUUGAGAUGUUUACUAAAUUUGGUCCGAGGUCCUACAAGUUUUGAAGAAAUCAAAUUUGUUGAUGGAAAGCAGUAUAUGUCAUUUAGAGAUGCAUGUUAUGCUAGAGGAUUAAUUGAGGAUGACAAAGAAUAUGUGGACGCUAUUCUAGAGGCAUCACUAUGGUUCAAUGUCAAAGCCAGAAAUUAUGUAGUUCUUACAGAUACACAGAAGAAGAACUAUGCAUUGACAGAGAUUGAAAAAUUAUUGACUUCUUGCAACAAGUCAUUACAAGAUUAUCCACCAAUGCCUAUACCUGAUGGACCAAGUAAUAGUUUAUUGACACUAUCAGCUGCUUUACGCUCAAGGGGAGAGAUUGUACUGAAUGUUGCAUCCAGUGGUAUAGCUUCACUAUUGCUACCAGGUGGUCGGACUGCUCAUUCAAGAUUUGCAAUACCUAUUUCUAUAAAUGAGGACUCGACAUGCAACAUCAAACAAGGUAGUCCAUUAGCUGAACUCAUCAUCAAAGCAAAGCUAAUAAUUUGGGAUGAAGCCCCUAUGAUGCACAAACAUUGUUUUGAAGCAUUAGAUAAAACAAUGAGAGACAUCCUCAGGUUCUCGGAUUCUUUAAGCUGUAACAAGACCUUUGGUGGUAAAACAGUGGUUUUAGGUGGUGAUUUCAGGCAGAUACUACCAGUUAUUCCAAAAGGGACAAGACAGGACAUUGUGCAAGCCAGUAUAAAUUCUUCUUAUCUUUGGACUAAUUGUCAAGUCCUGCGUCUUACAAAGAAUCUGAGACUGCGCAGUGUUACGGCUGAAUGCGAGAUAGAGAAAUUAGAUACAUUUGCAAAAUGGAUUGCUGACUUAGGUGAUGGAAAGCUUGGUGGUAAUACCGAGGAUGAUUGCAAUAUCAAUAUUCCCUCACAGUUUCUAUUGCAAAGCAGAGGAGAUCCUAUUAAACAAAUUGUUGACGAAACAUUUCCGACAUUUGGUACUGGUGUUAUAGAUCCUGAACAGUUGAAGAGUAGAGCUAUUUUGGCACCAACAUUAGAUGUUGUGGAUCAAGUCAAUCAAUACAUGAACAAUUUAAAUCAAUCAUCAUCAAAGACUUAUCUAAGUUGUGAUUCUGUUUGCAAAGCGGAUACUAAUGACAAUAUGUUGGCCGAAGUGCACACUACUGAAUUUUUAAACAGUUUAAAGUGUUCUGGUGUACCAAACCAUUCCUUAGAAUUAAAGGUUGGAUCGCCAAUAAUGUUGUUGAGGAAUAUCGACCAUUCGAUUGGUCUUUGUAAUGGAACGCGGUUGAUUGUCACCAAGUUGGGUAACCAUGUGAUUGAAGCCAAGAUAUUAUGUGGCACACAUUAUGGGACAAAUGUAUUGAUACCCCGACUAUCUUUGACUCCGUCAGACCCAAGACUUCCGUUCAAAUUUCAAAGGAAGCAGUUCCCGGUCAUGUUGUCCUAUGCUAUGACAAUAAACAAAAGUCAGGGACAAACAUUGUCAGUAGUAGGUUUACUAUUGAAGAAACCAGUAUUCAACCAUGGUCAGUUGUAUGUUGCAGUUUCCCGUGUUAGUAAUCCAGAUGGACUUAAAGUCUUAAUUGCUGAUGAAACCAAGGGCUUAGUCAACUAUACACAAAAUGUGAAUGUUUAG